Ornithorhynchus anatinus (platypus) is the source of this 4055-nucleotide messenger RNA. It is a transcript of the gene BPNT2, whose product is annotated as 3'(2'), 5'-bisphosphate nucleotidase 2. Gene Ontology annotation, cellular component: endomembrane system. The transcript has 5 exons. Gene Ontology annotation, molecular function: 3'-nucleotidase activity. Gene Ontology annotation, biological process: skeletal system development; phosphatidylinositol phosphate biosynthetic process. Lineage: Eukaryota; Metazoa; Chordata; Mammalia; Monotremata; Ornithorhynchidae. The record is from RefSeq and is a predicted model, not a curated record. Bases 177 to 1235 code for a protein of 352 amino acids.
CGCGGGUCCCCUGGAGCGGCGCGCGGGCUCCUCCCUCCCUCUUUCCUCUCUCCUCCCUCUUUCCUCCCUCUUUCCUCCCUCUUUCCUUCCUCCUCCCUCCUCCCCCCUCCCCCCCCCCGCCCCCGCCCCCGCCCCCGCCGCGGCGUGAGGGGAGGCGGGCGUCGUCGUGGUCGGCGAUGGCCCCCAUGGGGAUCCGGCUGUCCCCGCUCGGGGUGGCGGUGUUCUGCCUGCUGGGCCUGGGGCUGCUGUACCACCUGUACUCGGGCUUCCUGGCGGGCCGCUGGGCGCUGCUGGUGCUGGGGGGGGCGGCGGGGCCCGGGGCGGCGGGGCCCACGGUGGAGCUCCGCCAGCUGCUGGCCGUGGCGGUGGCGGCGGCGGUGCGGGGCGGCGACGAGGUGCGCCGGGUGCGCGACAGCAACGCCCUGCACGAGGAGGCCAAGGGCAAGACCCGCGAGGGCGCCGACGACAAGAUGACCCGCGGGGACCUGCUCUCCAACAGAAAGAUGUUCUUCCUCCUCAAGACCGCCUUCCCCCGCCUGCAGAUAAAUACUGAGGAACGUGUGGAUGCAGCUGAUCAGGAGACCAUCGUAUGGGAUCGCAAAAUUCCUGAGGAUAUCCUGAAGAAAAUAACCAAACCAAAAAAGGUGCCAGCAGAAAGUGUUACUGUUUGGAUUGACCCACUCGAUGCCACACAGGAAUAUACAGAAAACCUUCGGCAGUAUGUCACUACAAUGGUGUGCGUAGCUGUAAACGGUAAACCAGUACUUGGAGUAAUACAUAAGCCAUUCUCUGCCUAUACAGCUUGGGCAAUGGUGGACGGAGGAUCAAAUGUGCAAGCCCGAACCUCCUACAAUGAAAAGACCCCAAAAAUCAUCGUUUCCCGCUCUCAUUCUGGGACGGUCCAGCAACUCGCUCUUCGGACAUUUGGAAACGAAACCACGAUCCUCCCAGCUGGUGGUGCAGGUUACAAAGUUUUAUCCCUCUUGGAUGUUCCUGAUGAGAAUCAAGAAAAAGCUGAUAUAUAUAUCCACGUGACGUACAUUAAGAAAUGGGAUAUAUGUGCCGGCAACGCCCUUCUGAAAGCACUGGGGGGCCACAUGACUACCCUAAGUGGUGAAGAAAUCAGUUACACUGGUUCAGAUGGCAACGAAGGGGGACUCCUUGCCAGCAUCAAUAUGAACCAUCAGGCCCUCGUCCAAAAACUCCCAGAGCUAGAAAAGACUGGACGUAAAUAAGGUAGUUAAUACGGGAGAGAUGCACAAACCUUAAGUCCCGAGGCCCCGUGGGAGACUCUGCAUGAUGAUUCCAGAAACCAACUCCCUUUUCUGACUGAACAGAGCAACUGGAGCUCUGCUCCCUCUUUCUAAACUGCACGGUGAGGAUCGAGAAUGCAGUGGCACGUCUACGAAACCAGUCUCCAAAAUGAAGACUGGAACUUAAAGUCGAUGUACUCAAGGUGCAAAUGCACAUCUAUAUAUUUGUAAAUUAAAAUCCACAUCGUCUCAACUUACCAUUGUCACACUGCAACAUGAGGUUCUCACCUUCAGUGGAAGUUGUUUUUUCAUCUGGAAUGAGGUAGAUGAGGAGGAAUGAUGAGCGUGGGUUCUGUAAACGUACAUUUUUACUACAUCCAAUGGAAAACAAGACUCAAGGGGCUUCCCCCACUUCGAUAGAAAGCACAGGGAGCCAGACACCGUUUAUACGCAACAACCGUUCUGUGCUUUGCCCAGUAUUUCAGGUAAUAUAAAAUACAAGAACAUUGGUGAUUUCUAAAUCAUUACACUUAAAGUCUGUGCAUUUUUAGAGACAAUUGUUAUUCUCCACAGCGUUGUCCAUUUCUAUCGUCCCUCGGAAAUGAGCACGUCCCUUUUGGGCCACCGUUUGUGAGAACUGUACAGACUUUUCAGAAUUGGGCUGGAGAUCUCACCCCUCUCUGAUUUUUAUAGUAGGAAUGCAUAGGUAGUAAAGAGUUAAUUGUUUUAAAUUAUUAAGUUAAUAGGCUUUUGACAGUAUGCUCUUGGCAAAAAUCCCGGUACACUUAAAGUGGCCACUUUCUGCCUUUCAGUUUCAGGCCAAAACAAUGGGACUUCGAGUUAAUUUAGGGGAAAUUCCCUUCCACCCACACUUCAUAAUUCCUAGUUUGAGUCAAGGAAACCAUAACUUUCACCUUGUGUGGUUAGAGCUGGCACCUUUCUCCGUGAGCUUUGUCCUUGAUCAGGAAACCUGGUUUCUCUCAGUGUGCUGAUGUGUCUGGGCAGCUUGUGCUUUCAUCAUCUCCCAGAGCAUUGCUAUUUUCUUUCUCGGUGGGAGGUGGUUUUCCAUGGAGAUCCGAAUUACCCAGCAGCUGGAGAAAUGUGUCCUCAGAGGAAUCCAGUAUUUACCAGGGUGACUGUUUAGACACCAGGGAACUCCUGACCAACACUAAUGGUAAUCCUGACCAACAGGGGAUUACCCUGGGGGAGAGAACCGUGGGAGCUCCAGUUCCAGUGGGUUUCACUGAACCGUAUGAUCUUCUUGUCGCCUGUAGCACAAAGGGCAAGAUCGCUGAGUGAGACACUUGCAUUCAUCCUGCAAACCAUUACUAGUAAAUAAGGAUUAUGCAUGUAUUUUAAAAAAACAAAAAACUCAGCCUUCAUCUGCUUGAUGUUUUGGGAUUUCGUGGGUACCUUCAAGAAGAUGGAAAGGAACCAAGUUACUGAAUCAUUAUCUGACGCCUGGAUAUUCCAUGAUCCUAGAGCUCUUAUAGGAGUCGGAUGCUUUCUGGGUAGGUGAGAGACUAAGUGGACUUUUUUUUUACAUAUAGGAAGGAAGAAUCAAUCCCCAUUAUGUGACCAAGCAACUGAAUUUGUUAAACUUGCAUGCAAAUGAAAACUUUUUGAAAUUUUUAAUUUAAUUUAAAAUUUUAAAAAAACUGUUCAAUACUUUAAGCUGUUAGCCAUCAUUUGGUUCACUGAUAGCUUUUUUAAGUGCAUGUCUAACAUAGUAUUUCCUUUGGCCUGUGAUUCUGGAGAGAGGAUUAUUCAAGAACCCAUCAGACUUGCCUUUGAGUGUUCCCCAGCUGCUCAAAUGAAAACAAAAAUGCCAAGAGCUUUAAGCAUUGAACAUUGUGUGUUAAAAGUAACUUAGUUUUUAAAAACUGUCAGAUGAUCUGAGGCGUUAAGAAAAUAGUAAGAAGUUCAAAUAGGUCCCAGUUUUAUUUUUGGUGAAAUCAGAAGUGACUUUAAUUAGCAAUGAUAACAGCUGCCUCACGGCGCUGUUGGAAUCAUUUGGUGUGUUGAGAUCACCCACCCACAUGUUGGGAUUGGGGCAGAGGCCCUGGGUGACUGACACUACAAACAGGGCAGUGUCCUUUUGUGUGCUAAAGUUCUGGCUAUUUAUAAAUUUAUCAAAACUUUUUGAUACGUACCAAUUUCAGUGUGUUCUUUCCUUUUGAUAAGUGAGGUGGUGAUGUUUAAAAACUUUUACCAUGAAUUCUUUAGAAAGUGAAUGUAAUUUUCAUUUCCAAUCGUUAAAUAUUAAAAGAGCUGACAGGAAAUUGUGUGGUCUUUUUAAGUUGGGUGGUGAAAAAUAGGAUUUAAAAGUAUUUUUCCAUUUGGGGAUCAAAUUUGCUGUAGAAGCCAAAUUUCAACAGAAGCAAAAGGGGGUGAAUUGCAUUACCACCACUUGGUAUUGCUGUCUGGUGCAGAAGAAUUUUCCUUACAAUGAUGGGAUUCACGUAGUGCUGUACUUAACUAAGCAGAAUCUUCAAGAAGAAAAGACAUGCCAAAUAGAUGACCUGAUGGAGUUCCAGCACGAUUAGAGGAGAAGAAUUGCCUGUUUUCUCCUCUAGGCAGUGGGAGGAGCUGGUGAGGAAGAUGCCACCACGGCCCCUGGGGUUCCUGGAAAAAUGGCAGGAGGCGGAAGACAGUUUCACCUCCACCGUUGCCAGCCGGGCUUCUCGAGUGAUAUCCCCGACGUUUCUUUUCCUCCCUAUCAACCCUCUUUGUCUUUGUCCUAUGUUGAAACCAUGUGUUCAUAAGACUAAGCACAUAUUAAAGAUCCCUAUCAAUAUAGAA